Stereum hirsutum FP-91666 SS1 is the source of this 1354-nucleotide messenger RNA. RefSeq lists its product as uncharacterized. NCBI's taxonomy places the organism in Eukaryota, Fungi, Basidiomycota, Agaricomycetes, Russulales, Stereaceae. Bases 1 to 1014 code for a protein of 337 amino acids. The transcript has 4 exons. The record is from RefSeq and is a predicted model, not a curated record.
AUGAACCGUUCCGCUUCCCUUGGUAUCGCGUCCAAUACCAUCGCUCCUCCGAACGCGUCGGAAGAAGACCGUAUAGGUAUACAUCCUGAGGACCGCUGGGACCUACCAUUUCUUCCCCCGCUCGCCACGUUCGAGGGCGCGCAGGAUAUCUCGGAGGGUCGCUUUGACAGUGUGUUUGGUGUUGAAGUAGAUUCCCUACGCAGUUUAAUCCCUCUCCCUUCGGCCUCCCCUGCCAUCACCACCCCCACAUCUUUUCCAUCCAACAUGGACCACCGGAAAAUGCGGGAGCUUCUCGACGAACCCAUUCCCGUCCACAUGUCUUCAUGCCCCAGUCCCUCUAACCUCUCGCCGUCGUCGUCGGCAUCAUCAGGCUCUCCAGAGUCUCGGUUGUCAUCUUCCGAGGAAUUCUAUCCCGCCCCCGGCUACUCUUUCAGCUAUGAUCCUACCCUUGGCGACAGCACCUAUGCUCCGCUUCACUCCUUCUCGGUACUUACUAUGCAGCCAGGGUGGACUAUUGGCGCUGACAUCUCUGGCUAUGACCACCCUUCGUUCACCGAACCGACCGUCAACCCGAAGCUGGUGGUGGUGUCCCCUCCCAUCGAAAACUCUGACGACUCCACGGAGGAAGAGGAUGAGGACGAGGACGAGGACGAGGAAAUGCAUGUGCCUGCUUCAGCUCUGAUUAAAAAGAAACCGACCAAGAAGCCCACGCCACUCAGCCCGACCAAGACGAAAAGGACAAACAACACAACCAAGGGGAGGGCCAACACGAUGACCAAGGUGAAAGCGGCGGCCAAGAAGGCACAUAAGAAGAACUCCCGUGGCGUGUGGCGCCCUCCGCCUAGCCUCCCAAAAUGCUGCGCCAAGUGCAAAACGCUUGACGGCACUAAAAUUUUGGUGCCCGAUAACAGCUUGCAGAAAGAGCCGCCAAAACGCGCCGGAUAUCGAGGCAGCCUUCUACCGAGAUCAGUCGCUUUGUCGUCAUCUCGAAAAUGUGCAUGGCUUGGAGCAUGAUCUAGAAUAUGUGCAAAGCCUCGGGACAAUAGACUGAUCCGAUGCAGCCCUUGUGUCACUUUCAUCUACCCGCUCUCCGUCAGCGGCACCGUCCAUCAUGUCGCGGCUCGUCUCCUUGUUACUUGUUUUCCUUCCUCACACCUCAUCGGUAUCCUCCUCUUCACGAAUGCCCUGUUCUCUCACCCGUAUCUAUGAUCUCUCCUUGCGCGCUUGUUUCUCAGAAUCUCACCACCCGUUCAACAUAUCUUGCGCUAUCAUUAUCUAUCCUCGAUUCUCGCUUUCAUAUUGUUUUGUUCAUAUGUCAGGACGAAUCUGCAGUUUUACCAUACCGACGCUAUCC